CUGUAAAAAACUUAGAUAGUCAAAUCAAAAUUCUUGAGUCUUAACAAUCAAUUGUGACAAAAACUAAAUUCGCCUUGCCCGUGUAACAUUGGCCAGGAAGUUGCUGUUAACUGACCCAACUGAUCUCAAAUCAAAAUGCUAAGGAGCCAGCCUAUUGGCCAAUGUCAGCCAUACAACCUACGCUAUCUGCCAGCAUCGCUGACAUCCCGUCGAGCGGUGUCAGCGCCAUCGGUGAGCGUUGACAUGCCCUUGACAUGCGAUGCCGCAGAGCUGAGGCGCAAUGGCCUGGACAUGCAGAUAGGACUGACUACACCAACAUCAACCAAAGCACCACCGACUAAAGUAAAACGUUUGGCAACAACCACCGCUACUGCGCCACUGGUUAUUGAUAGAAAUCCAUUGGUGAAUAUUUUGAAAAAUCCCGCGCUGAAGACAACAGCAGUGGUGCCCACAACCACAAUAUCAGUGAGGGUGGAACCCAAACGCAUGUCUGGGUUCGAGCGCAUGACUGAACCUAAGGUUGUGGAUAUGGGAAAGUCUCCAAAGUGGUUAGCCGGUAAACAGAGACAGGAACAGCAAGGCCCUUCAACGGAUGGUGAUCGAGCCUUUUUAACGCCAGCUAGCACCGAGAGGCUACAUCUGAAGGGCCUAUUACCAGAGCUGGGCUGGGCCCAUGAAUUGCGCCUGGCCGUGCACACGGGCGGCGGUUCCAUCAAUUUACAAGAGAAUGCUCUGCUGCGCACCAAAGUCUCCGAGUUCCAGCGUUUGAAACGCUUAACCAGCAAUCUCAUACAUCGCAUAUUACGCGAAUGUGAAUACUACGAGCGCGAGCAUGCGACGUAUGUGAUAUAUUUGGAUUUUUGCCACCAUGAGGCCUCAUUGGUCUGCACAAUACGCACCGAUAAUUUCCUGCGGUUCAAACGCAAGUUGAGCGCCACCUUGCGUCGCUAUAACGCCCGAUUCCAUUAUCCCGGCGAUGUAUUCGAAGAACUGGGCCUCAUCGAGGUUAUAGUCUCGUAUCAAUUGACUGUCGAAUUUAAGGACUUUAUACGAGUGCUAACUUAUGAUGUCGCCAGAUGUGGUGCCCUAGGCUUCGAUAUUGUAGACUACUCCAUGGGGAAAGUGCUUUUCAAGUGCAAAACAGCAGAUAUGAAAACAAUGGCCGCCGACUUGAAGUCACGCGGCUAUAAGGUUCUACAACUGGAGAGAGGUUUCCAGGCUAAGCAGUACAUAAGCCUGGCGCAGCGCCAUUUGCGUCGCUAUCGGGAAUUUUUGGACGCGCUGCGUGAUCAACCAGACAUUGUGCAUAUCUACGAUAAUGUGAGGCAGGCGGGGACGACAGAAUUGGAAAGGCCAUUGGAGCGUCUGUCGCUCAAGUGAGGACGACAGCGCCGAAACCUAUAGAAGUGACAACACAUAAAUGCCAGAGUGUCCAUCUAGAGAUGGGCGCGUGACUAAAUUUUGGUUCUCAAAAUAUAUUUACGAUCAGAACUUAAAAUUAUGUACCGUUUUCCGAUAUUCAGAAAUUUUUUAAAACAUGUUUAGAAGGUUUUUCAAUAUAAACAUAAUUGUUGAAAA
Molecule: messenger RNA, 1578 nt
Organism: Scaptodrosophila lebanonensis
Lineage: Eukaryota; Metazoa; Arthropoda; Insecta; Diptera; Drosophilidae
Exons: 1
Coding region: 136-1380 (414 amino acids)
Cellular component (GO): mitochondrion
Source: RefSeq, a predicted model, not a curated record